AUUUCUGUCCCGUUUGUUUUUAUUGAUUUUUCCAAUUGCGACGGAUAAAUCAGUGUGAGAAAGAUCUUGUCAAAAUAUUGUAAUUGAACUAAUUUGGUGCGAUAGAAAAUUAAUUUGUAAGCGACAAUAAUAAAAAUGACGGACACUUCAAAUCAGUCAAAUAAUGACAAAAUUGCGGCAUUAACCAAAGAAGCCGAAAAUUUAAAAAUAAAAUUGGAAGAAGAGCGACAAAAGCUAAACGAUGUCUCAUUGUCAUCCGUAGCCGAACGCUUGGAAAUGAUAACAUUCAUAAAUAUCAAGCCACGACGUGUGCUGAAAGGACAUCAGGCAAAAGUGCUAUGUUCAGAUUGGUCACCAGACAAGCGACACAUUGUGUCAUCAUCGCAAGAUGGUAAAUUGAUUGUUUGGGAUGCAUUCACAACAAGCCGAGAACAUUCGGUUACGAUGCCAACAACAUGGGUGAUGGCCUGUGCAUACGCACCAUCUGGCAAUUUGAUUGCAUGCGGUGGACUUGAUAACAAGGUCACAGUGUAUCCCGUGAAUUCCGAUGAUGAAAUGCAAUCAAAAAAGAAAACAGUUGGUACGCAUACCAGCUAUACGUCUUGCUGUAUUUUUCCAAAUUCGGAUCAACAAAUUCUCACCGGCAGCGGUGAUUCAACGUGUGCACUGUGGGACGUUGAGUCUGGUCAGUUAUUGCAAAGUUUUCACGGUCAUACUGGCGAUGUGAUGUCCAUUGAUUUGGCACCAAAUGAAACUGGAAAUACAUUCGUAUCUGGAAGUUGCGAUAAAAUGGCAUUCAUUUGGGAUAUGCGGUCUGGAUCGGUUGUACAAUCGUUUGAGGGCCAUCAAUCUGAUGUGAACAGUGUCAAAUUUCAUCCAAGUGGUGAUGCCAUCUCAACUGGAUCUGAUGAUAGCACGUGCCGUUUGUAUGACAUGCGUGCUGAUAAGGAAGUGGCUUGUUACGCAAAGGACAGCAUUAUUUUCGGCGUAAACUCCGUGGACUUUUCAGUGAGCGGCCGUUUAUUGUUUGCUGGCUACAAUGAUUACACCGUUAACAUUUGGGACACACUAAAACAGCAGCGUGUCUGUUUAUUAUACGGGCAUGAGAACAAGGUGUCAUGCGUCCAAGUUUCACCAGAUGGAACAGCUUUGUCUACAGGAAGUUGGGAUUAUACUCUCAGAGUUUGGGCUUAAACAUUUUUUUUUUGCCAUUUACUGUGAAUCUUCAAUUUCAGGACUAUAUUCUGCUAAACAUAACGUUCGUUUUAUGCAUAGCUCCAAAAUGCACAAAAUCAUUGACUUCAAUGAACUAAUCAGUAUUAUUUAUUUAUUCAUUUAUUUAUAGUAAAAUUUAUUUACAUUUCAUUUCAUGGCAUUCAUUAUCGAUCGUUACUUUGUUUUGUUGAUGUUUCGUUAUUUAUUUACCUUAUAAUAUUUCAAACCAAUUUGUGAUUAGAACAAAAUGCAGCCAAAGUAAUUAAUGCAAAAGCAAAAUUUCAGAUUUUAGCCAAAAAAUAUAAAUAUUUGAUUAGUCAUAAAUCCAAUAGAUUUGAAAAUUGAAAAAAAAAUUCUUUUGUUUUGUUGUAGACUAAUUUUCCGUGUAUCCACGGAUGAUAGUUUAUUAACCGA
Contarinia nasturtii (swede midge) is the source of this 1629-nucleotide messenger RNA. RefSeq names its product guanine nucleotide-binding protein subunit beta-5 (gene Gbeta5). The record is from RefSeq and is a predicted model, not a curated record. Gene Ontology annotation, biological process: G protein-coupled receptor signaling pathway; G protein-coupled dopamine receptor signaling pathway. Gene Ontology annotation, molecular function: protein binding; signaling receptor complex adaptor activity. Lineage: Eukaryota; Metazoa; Arthropoda; Insecta; Diptera; Cecidomyiidae. Gene Ontology annotation, cellular component: cytoplasm; heterotrimeric G-protein complex. The transcript is spliced from 4 exons. The coding region runs from base 136 to 1194 and encodes 352 amino acids.